CUGCUUGGGGAGGAGACCAAGAACGCCUUAGGAAUGUACCACAGCGCCAGCGUGAAGAGGGGAGCACCUUUUCCGAGAGCCCGGGAAUAGGCUUCCGCUCUCGUUUGCCUGGGGGAUGCGGUCGGCGCGCGAUAUUUUGCAGAAGAAGAAUGGUUAAGAAACGGAUCUUCUCCGUAGACUGAGAAGCAACUAUAUUUCUUCAGCUGAACAGAGACGCAGACUUUCAGGAACGUAGCCACCGCGCAGCCGAAACCGCCUGCCCCUGGAGCUUUUCGCCCAUCUGACGAUGCAAGGUGUUAACGUGAGGACAAAGAAAUGAGCAUUUUCCGGGUUGACGGCAGUUGGCAUUUUCUGGUGUUUUCAACCCAACUUUGCCAACGCGCGGGACGUUCGUGGAACCGCGGCUUUGCAGAAGACCCAUUAGGCGGGGCAACAAAUACUCUUCCACCUGGGAGCCUACGUCACCCAGGACCUUGCCUUGCCCGAAACCUAUCGAACGUGAUGACGUCGUGCCUGGCUGUUGACAUAGCGGCGGUUGCCAUGGAACAGGGCCGGUUUGCUUGGCUAGGCCUGGGAAGACUCAACAUGGGGAUUUCCCGGGAGCAGAUUUCAGACUUGAGUAUGGAGAUGUAUGAGAUCCUUGGAAAAGUGGGAGAGGGAAGUUACGGAACGGUAAUGAAAUGCAAACACAAGGAAACGGGACAUAUAGUUGCCAUUAAGAUAUUUUAUGAAAAGCCAGAAAAGUCUGUCAACAAAAUUGCAAUGAGAGAGAUAAAAUUCCUGAAGCAAUUUCGUCAUGAAAACUUGGUCAAUCUGAUUGAAGUCUUCAGGCAAAAAAAGAAAAUUCAUUUAGUGUUUGAAUUUAUUGACCAUACAAUUUUAGAUGAGCUGCAACAUUAUUCUCAUGGACUGGAUAGCAGAAGACUUAAGAGGUAUCUUUAUCAGAUUCUUCGAGCAAUUGACUACCUUCACAGCAACAAUGUCAUUCAUCGUGACAUUAAACCUGAAAACAUUUUGGUUUCACAAACUGGAAUUACUAAACUUUGUGAUUUUGGAUUUGCUCGGACUUUAGCAGCCCCAGGUGAUAUUUAUACUGAUUAUGUAGCUACAAGGUGGUACAGAGCUCCAGAGCUGGUAUUAAAAGAUACAACAUAUGGGAAACCUGUGGACAUCUGGGCUUUAGGUUGUAUGAUUAUCGAGAUGGCCACUGGCAACCCCUAUCUACCCAGCAGCUCUGACCUAGAUCUACUUCAUAAAAUUGUGACCAAAGUUGGAAACUUGACACCUCACCUUCAGAGUAUUUUUAUAAGGAGCCCAGUUUUUUCAGGGAUGGUCCUUCCUGAAGUUCAGCAUCCUAAAAGUGCAAGGAAAAAAUAUCCCAAACUCAGUGCACUACUUGCAGAUAUGGUUCAUGCUUGUUUACAAAUGGAUCCUGCAGACAGGAUAUCAUCUGCUGAUUUGCUACAACAUGAAUAUUUCACCAGAGAUGGUUUUGUUGAAAAAUUCUUACCAGAAUUGAAAAGCAAAUUAUUACAAGAAGCAAAGCUGAGUUUUCUUUCAAAAUUCAGAGACAAUAACAAAGAGGUUGAGCAAAUCAAAGAUGAAAAAAGAAUAGUUCAUAUUAACAUGUCUCAGAGUGGUCCAGUUACAUUACGGGAAAUGGAAAAGGACAAAAAGUCAAAGGAGAUAAAGAUCAAAGGUAUUAAAGUGAAAGGGGGAAAAUCUGAAAUUUCAGAGCUUAAAAGAAAUGAGCAAGAAGAUGCUGUUUCACAGUGGGUUACUAUGUCUCAGAAUGCUCUCAACUUAUCUCAUGAGAACAAACCCACAAUUGGUGAUGGCACCACCUUGAUAACAGUUGGCAUUGAUGCUGGUGGGAUAAAGGAUGAGGCUCCACAGACACCUUGUACAACAAUGCCACGCAUACAUCCAAACUGUGGAAAUCUUACUGCGAAUUUCAGUUCACAUUUCCUGUGUCCUAAUUCAAGACUACCAGAAAAAGCAAAGAAACGGCGAAGUCCUUGGCCAUCAGUAGGACAAGUAGGUCCAAACAGCCGUCAGGAAGAAGGAGCUAUGACUCAAAACCAAAUGGAGAAAGUAUCCUUGUAUGAAAGAGCUGCUCAAAUUGAUCAAAUGGUGAACAUAAACAGAAAGAAACGCAAUAUUUCGAGAUGUGAGAAGAGAGAAAUUCACUUCCCAGAACUAACUACAACGGGGCAACAGAAAGACCUGAAAGGAAUGGAAAUUAAACAGGUAAGAGUGCUGAAGAGGGAGUCAAAGAAAGCUGAAAUAUCAAAAAUACCAUCUUUACUAAAUAUGGAUCAGAAUCGUGAAAAACAAGAAAGCACAGGAAAUGCAGGAAAUAUGCAACAUGAAUGAAAAAAGCCAAGUUUUUCCGUGUUACAGCAUGCAUCUUGGGAAGAUAUAGAAUGUCUGGCGCAAGACAUUUGCUUUUCAAUUAAAUUUUCAUUUAAAAAGUGCCAUGGAUAACUCUGCAUAACGUGUGUAGAUCCUCUAAUAAAGUAUUUUGAAAUGCAGUAGUCACCAAACUAUUCAUUUUGUAUUGAAUUAUAUAGUAUAUUUAAAGGCACGGGCAAAGCAGACCUAUAAUCAGUUUGUCAAAUUAAGUGUUUGGGGAGUGCAUAUGUUGUUACUAUGUUAGUAUCUUUUGUAUCAGGGGUGAAAACCCUUGCCACCCAGAUGUUGCUGAUUUACACUUUUUAAUAGCUACUGUCUGUAUGUCCAUGGUCAGGGAUGCUGGGAACUGUAGUUCACUAGAUUUUGAGGAACCACUUCUCUCCAUAUUGCCUACAUAUUCAGCCUGGGAAGCUAUGUUAUUAAGUUAUUUUGUUUUCACUGUGGGGAAAAAAAUCAAAUGGCAGACGUACCCCAGUUUUUCACAGAAAUUUCAGCACUGUUGAUUGAUCAGGGAUUAUACUGGUGCACACGCUAAGACACUAGGGACACACCUUAGCAUUCACCUCCACAUCAGCACACACAGAAUAGUUAAAAUGAUGCCAAAGUGCUUUUAGUCCACCAGCCCUCACUCACAUUGGUAGCAAUGUAUAGUUCUCUGAAAAAACAUUCACCCCCUUUUGGAUUAUCUGAAUUUUUGCAUAUCUUUGCUACUGAAUGUUAUCAGCUACUAAAUGUUAUAAUUUUAACAUUAAAAUUAUUGGGGUUAUUUUUUCUCUAAGACAUGAAGCUUUGGUAGUAAUUAAUGGCAAAGAUAUGCAGAAAUGCAAACAAUCCAAAAGGGGGUGAAUAUUUUUUGAUAGAAGAGUAGUAAUGUUAGCCUUGAAUUCCUCAAGUCCAUGCCAAUAAGGAUAUUGUUAAAUGUUUGAUAUCAGAAGGAUAUGUGUGUCAAUGGUUUUCACAUGUACAAUUAGUAGAAAGAUUUAAAGUUGA
This is a messenger RNA of Python bivittatus (Burmese python), 3405 nucleotides long. RefSeq names its product cyclin dependent kinase like 3 (gene CDKL3). The record is from RefSeq and is a predicted model, not a curated record. Lineage: Eukaryota; Metazoa; Chordata; Lepidosauria; Squamata; Pythonidae. Gene Ontology annotation, biological process: negative regulation of axon extension; positive regulation of dendrite morphogenesis; dendrite extension. Gene Ontology annotation, cellular component: nucleus. Gene Ontology annotation, molecular function: protein serine/threonine kinase activity; ATP binding.